CUAUUGUACAACAGGGUCUAUAGAUCUAGUUUAUAGGGGCUAACUAACACGUAUAUAUGGUUAACAAUUUUAUCGCUGAUAUCAGUCUACUUUAGGAGCGUGUCGCGUCGAUAAGCUGUUAACUUUUGUCAGGAAUUAUUUUGGUUUUCGACGAUGCCACGCCAUCACAGACGUCAACUUGGAGAUUGCAAUGGCCACGGGAGGUCUAAUCGGUUCACCAACAUGCAGCCUGACCGUGGUUUCCAUACUGGGUUUCCACUAAACUGGAGUUUCGGAAACAGGGAUAUGUGGCAGCCAAUAGUGCAGCCACAAAAUGGCGACAGAAACGAUCGUCAUUGCAUUAUCGUCGAUUAUGGUAGUGAUCCUUACGAUGAUUUCAAUCAUUCCCCCGUCUUUUUGCCCGGGAUAAUAGUACGAGAUCCAGCACAACGUCCAAGCUCUGUUAAUAAUAACGAUCCUAACAAGGCAAGCAAUGAAGUUUUGAAAGUAGAAAGUGUUAAUUUUAACAUAGAAGAAAACACACGAGCUCACCAUACCAAUGAGUUUGAUAUAACUGAGGCAUAUGAAACACCUAACCCCCAGCUGGUUGUAAGACGUGGACAGUCGUUUGAUAUCACCGUAACAUUUAACAGACCUUAUGAUAAAAGCAAAGAUGAUCUUCGGCUUGUCUUUCAAGCAGGACAGGAACCGUUGCCAAGUAAACAGACACAUGUUGAAUUUGUUCUAUCUGAUGUUGAUUUACCUAAACAAUGGGGCGCUAAAGUAGUUCGUCAAGAUAGGAGUACCCUUCGUGUCUCCAUUUUCACUCCACCAAAUUGUUACGUAGCUAAAUGGAAGUUUAAGAUAGAUGUCGUAAAGAAAGCUGACCAAAAGACCGCAAUUUAUCGAUAUAACCAUAGAGACCCUAUUUAUAUUCUGUUUAACCCUUGGUGUAAAGAUGACCAGGUUUAUAAUGACGAUAAUAGAGCUCUAAGAGAGUAUGUGUUAAAUGAAUCUGGAAGAAUCUACGCUGGUACCUAUAAAAACAUUAACUCGAAGCCAUGGAACUUUGGACAGUUUCAAGAUAAUGUUUUGGACUGUUGUAUGUUUUUGUUGGAAAUAUCUGAAUUAAACUGGAAUGUUCGAGGCAAUGCAGUUAACGUUGUUAGAAAAUUAACAGCUUUGGUAAAUGCUCCUGAUGAUGGAGGUGUAUUGGUUGGUAAUUGGUCUGGGAAUUAUAAAGGGGGCAAAUCACCUUUAACCUGGUCUGGCAGUGCAGCUAUUUUGGAAGAAUUUUACAGAACCAAGAUGCCAGUUAAAUUCGGACAAUGUUGGGUCUUUUCUGGUGUCUUAACAACAAUAUGUCGCGCUCUGGGUAUUCCCGCCAGAAGUGUCACCAACUUUGAUUCUGCUCACGACACAGAUGGCAGUGUUUCUUUUGAUAUCCAUUUUUACCCGAAUGGUGAAACUGACGAAAGACGAAACGCCGAUUCUUUUUGGAAUUUCCACGUGUGGAAUGACGUAUGGAUGUCCAGACCUGAUUUGCCACAAGGUUAUGGAGGAUGGCAAGCUGCAGAUGCCACGCCACAAGAAACAAGUGAUGGUGUUUGUUGUUGCGGUCCUGCUUCCAUGACUGCCAUCAAAAAUGGCGAAUUGAGUCUUCCAUACGAUGGACCAUUUAUAUUUGCCGAGGUAAAUGCUGACAAGAUCUAUUGGGUAACUCAGUUUGAUGGUUCUAUGGUAAACAAUAACGUAGAAAAGAAAUGUGUUGGUAGAAAUAUAGUAUCAAAUGUCUAG
This is a messenger RNA of Patella vulgata (common limpet), 1776 nucleotides long. RefSeq names its product protein-glutamine gamma-glutamyltransferase K. The transcript has 11 exons. Gene Ontology annotation, molecular function: protein-glutamine gamma-glutamyltransferase activity. The record is from RefSeq and is a predicted model, not a curated record. Gene Ontology annotation, biological process: peptide cross-linking. Lineage: Eukaryota; Metazoa; Mollusca; Gastropoda; Patellidae. Bases 154 to 1776 code for a protein of 540 amino acids.